Suillus bovinus is the source of this 858-nucleotide messenger RNA. RefSeq lists its product as uncharacterized. The transcript is spliced from 2 exons. Lineage: Eukaryota; Fungi; Basidiomycota; Agaricomycetes; Boletales; Suillaceae. The record is from RefSeq and is a predicted model, not a curated record. The coding region runs from base 1 to 858 and encodes 285 amino acids.
AUGCCCUCACUCAUUGGCAAUGUUAACGUGGCCAUUCGCCUCACUUCCAGCAUUAUUAGCGAUGUAACAAAUUCUAGCGCAGCAACAACUCCUACCACAAAUACCGAACAUGCUGCAGCAAUCUCCAUCCCAGCAGUCGUCGGCGGUACUGCCGCGGGGAUUGCGCUUGCAGUGGCAGUGACAAUUGGAUGGAAAUGGUGGUCAUUGAUCGUCAGACAACCCAACAAAAAGUGCCGCUCGCGAAGGCAAAAUGUUCUCAGGAGACAUACUCCAAACAAACCAAACGAGGCAGGUGGCCCCUCGAGCAGUCCGGACGGUACAGACGGGAAGAAGAGUUUUGCACAUCCAUCGCCAAACACACUAGCCGCUAUAUCACCUCCCACACCUCCCUCCUUGAGCAUGGCUGCACCACCCCCAAUAAAACCCCCACGGAAUCCAGCUCGUGCUUUGCGACGUCCUUCGGGCCAAUUCAAGGAGAGUCUCGCACGUGGAAGCAGGUCAUCAUUUGCCUGGGCUUCAAACAGGUUGUCUCAUAAAUCAAGCAUCAGCACUGCUUCAAUAUAUUCUCAGGCCACCCAGACUUAUGAGGAUCACCAAGUGCGCGUGCCUGCAGCUGUCAUAACAGCAGCUUUAGGUGGCACUAGACACCUUUCAAGACUUGGUCAUAGUUCCGACCCCUACACCAUUGGUGAAGAGCAGACAGAGUUGGUAGUUCCUAGCUCAAGGCUGCAGCACGUCAAUGCAAACAUUGCCCAAUUACACCGGGUUUCAAAUAUCAGUGCCGGGUCAUUGUGCUUGCAGCAGGGGGCACAAACAACAGAUUCGAUUGGAGUAGCAUAUGGGGGUGAAGAAUCAUGA